CUUAAAAAUCCCUCAUGGUGGCCAACCCACCCGCCCCACAAUAACCUGCCUAGAGAAAAAUCGUAGUACUAAACCAGUAGUCUCCCCUUUCCUUCCCCGAGACCCUUUCCUGAGAGUUGCUUUGCUGCUCAGCUUUCCUUGUUCAGCUUCAAAUCUUCCUGUCUCAAGAGUUCGUCCCGGCCGGAGCACAGAUAAACCAAAAGAAUCAGAAUGUUGUUUUUCUCCUAUUUCAAGGAUUUGGUAGGCAGAGAAGUCACUGUGGAACUAAAGAAUGAUUUAGCAAUUCGAGGGACCCUCCAUUCGGUCGAUCAGUACCUCAAUAUCAAGCUUGAAAAUACUAGGGUUGUUGAUCAAGAAAACUAUCCCCACAUGCUUUCGGUGAGGAACUGCUUCAUUAGAGGGUCAGUGGUGAGAUACGUCCAGUUACCACCAGAGGGAGUUGACAUCGAACUGCUUCAUGAUGCAACUAGAAGGGAAGCUCGUGGUGGCUAAAGAUCUAGCAAUGACAUUAUUGUGCAUGAGCCUUGGAUUGAGAUAUUUGACGUAUCAGUUUUAUGGCUUAUAUUUGUAUUAGCAAACUUCUCAAUUGUUUACUUUGUAGAAUGUGGUUGGUCAGAAAUGUUUUGGAGUUCACCGUACGGGAUAUUUUUAAGAUGGCCUUGACAUCGUUUAUAUUUGAUAAGUUGUUUCUUGGA
This is a messenger RNA of Coffea eugenioides, 695 nucleotides long. Its product is annotated as sm-like protein LSM2. The record is from RefSeq and is a predicted model, not a curated record. The transcript is spliced from 3 exons. Gene Ontology annotation, cellular component: P-body; precatalytic spliceosome; U6 snRNP. The coding region runs from base 211 to 492 and encodes 93 amino acids. Gene Ontology annotation, molecular function: RNA binding. Gene Ontology annotation, biological process: mRNA splicing, via spliceosome. NCBI's taxonomy places the organism in Eukaryota, Viridiplantae, Streptophyta, Magnoliopsida, Gentianales, Rubiaceae.